UGCAAGGUACUACAAGCAGAAUGACAAGGACUACAGAACAUUGAUCAACACCUAUGGCAUCAGAUUUGACGUGAUUGUUUCUGGAAAGGCUGGUAAAUUUAACAUCAUCCCAACCACCAUGAACAUCGGUUCGGGCCUUGGGCUGCUGGGACUGGCUAGUUUCCUGUGUAACUCCGUGAUACUGUGGUACUACGGGGACAAAAAGAUGGAGGUGGAUAAAAAGGGUCAUAUGUUUCUGAAGGAGGGAUGCUCCUACUACCUGAUGAAGGUUUGCAGGUGCCUAAAGUCGUGUUGCUGUUGCUUCUGCUGCUGCCUAACGCCCUGUUGCAACUGGCUUGUACGGUGUUACAAGUCGUGUUGCUGUUGCUUCUGCUGCUGCGUUGAAGAAGGUGCUGGCACAUAUGCUGAACUCCCCGAUGCAUGUGAACAGGAACAGGACGACGAGAACAUCACAUUUGCAAAGCCUGCACCAAACUAUGGCCAGGUGCAGACGGUGUAA
Messenger RNA from Branchiostoma floridae (Florida lancelet), 499 nucleotides. RefSeq lists its product as uncharacterized. The record is from RefSeq and is a predicted model, not a curated record. The transcript has 5 exons. Bases 119 to 499 code for a protein of 126 amino acids. NCBI's taxonomy places the organism in Eukaryota, Metazoa, Chordata, Leptocardii, Amphioxiformes, Branchiostomatidae.